Messenger RNA from Bombus pyrosoma, 4664 nucleotides. RefSeq names its product M protein, serotype 6-like. Lineage: Eukaryota; Metazoa; Arthropoda; Insecta; Hymenoptera; Apidae. The record is from RefSeq and is a predicted model, not a curated record. The coding region runs from base 3358 to 3981 and encodes 207 amino acids. The transcript has 5 exons.
AAGCCCGAUCCGCUGCUAGUGCACUCCUGGGAAGAAAUCGAAAGGCUGCAAAAUGCAAACGCGGUGCUCCAAGAUAAAGCGAGGGAUCUUGAGGAAACUCUUGCCGAGCGAGAUUUCUGCGACGAUCCUGACGCCACGAUCCACUUCCUCAGAGAGAAGAUGAGAUAUCUUGGAGAGGGUUUUGGCGCUUGAAAAGAAAGAGUACUACUGCUCGCUACUUUCUCCUCUUCGUACACUUAGACCUCGUUUAAUCGUUUCCUCUUGCCAACAACGAACCAUUGGUAGCAAAAUGAUACACGUUAUUGAUCAUAUCAAUAUUGGAUAUUUAUAGGAAAUUUUAACCAAACCGAGCCUAAAAUCCUACAGAUCAGACAAGAGUAUAAAAUUGAUUACGGGACACGAUAUCGAACUCGAGGUUUGAGAGUGGCGCAGACCGAAGAGGACGUCAGCUGUCCCGCAAUAUAUCGUUUAAAGGACGAAGCUGCGUGAUCUCGCGAAACGUGAAUCGGCUGAACAACGAAAUUCCAAAGUUGUGGAGAAAUCGAUCAUAACCUCGGUGGACCUCUCGAAAAGCCGCGAUGAUCUGUGUUUGGGAAACGAACGUCUUCUUUCUCAAGCGACAGACUGGUGUAGUGCAUUGGUUGAGCUCGAAGGAAAGAAAAUGCUAGAAACGAUAUUGCAAACGGCCGAAACAAUCGCAAUGCCGGAGUAUAUUGAUAUUUCAGAUUUACUGGAUAAGUUGAACAAUUGCGAGGAUAUCGUGGCUGAUCUAAGAAAGCAGUUGGAAGAAAGAGACGAGCAGAUCGAUACAUUGAACAAAGGACUGGAAUCGAUGGUCAGUCAAAAAGGUUCAUUGGAACAGACAGAAGCCACGAAAGAGCAGCUCAGGAGGGAAGAUGACAAGAUCUCAGGAUUCUUGAACAACCCAAGACAAUCACAGACAGACUUGCUGGGAUUAUCUUCUCUGAAAUCGGAAGUGGGAAAUCUAAAGUCACAGUUACACGAUCUCAAAUCAGAGAGAAUUAUUGAACGAACUAAACAAACUGCGAGAAGCACCGAAGUAUAGAGACGAUGGGAUAACAGACUUACCGGAGCGGAGGAACAAGUUGGAGAAAGACUACAAGAACAAGACGACAGAAUUACAGUCAAAACUCGACCAGACAAAUGACGAGAUCGAUGAGUUGAAAGCUGAGAUAACCAAACUGAAGAAUGAGUUGGAAGAGUGUAAGAAGCGAAACGCGGAGCUGGAAGAGCGUUGUCUGGAUAAGCAUGCACUUUCGGAAAAGCUAUACGGCUUCGAAGGGGAGCUUGCAGCCGCGAAAGCGAUAACAGCGAAUCUCGAAAAAUGAGGUGGGCACCUUAAAGCGAGACGAGGAAAAUUUGCCGAACGAGUUGGACGAGGCAAGGAAACAGGUGGAGGUGUUGUUGACUGGGCGACUGGAGAACGAGAGGGCGGCCAGGACCGCGUUGCCGAAGGAACUGCAGAGAAACCGAGAUGAGAUUGAAAAGUUACAGACGGAGAUUUUUGGUCUGAAGGAAGAUGGACGCCGAGAGGAAGGAGAAGGACAAACUUCGCGAAGCGUUGCAAGCAUCGGUCGGCGAGAGCGAAAAGUUAAGGGUUCGGCUAGAGUAGCUGAAGAACGAGAACGACGGUCUGAUGGAAAGGACGAAGGAGCUAGACAAUUUGAAUAACCAGCUAAGGAACGGCUAGGAUAGCAUGAAGCAGGCUUUGGAUAAUUUGCAAGCAGAAAUCAACAAACUGAAGGAUGAGUUGGCCAAGGCGAAGCAAGAAUGCGAUGCGUUGUUGAACGAGAAUAAUAGUAUCGAAAAGCAGCUAGAACAAGCGAUGGCGGAGAACGAGGGACUGAGAGCCGAAUUGAACGAAGCUGAUAAAGAACUUAAUAAACUGAAAUUACUUGAAGGACGAGCCGCCGAACAGCCUCGAUGAGAUGGAGCUCGAGAACGAUUCGUUGAAACGAGAUAUGAAAGCGUUAAGGGAUGACCUUGAGGAUUCCAGAAGGCAAGCGAACGUGCUAGAAGCCGCUGCUGACGCGUCCAAAACGGCUAAGGAUAAGGAACUGGAACUUGCAAAGCUGCAACUGCAAGUAAAGGAGUUCGAGUUGGAAAAGAAUCGCUUAACGAAGGAAAAUGAUGAUUUCAGAUCUAAAAUGAUGGAAUUACAAAGAAAGUUGGAGGAGUUGGAUAAGACAAAGGGAAGAAACGCAGAUUUACUCGCUGAAGUAGAUCGUGUUUGUGAAAAUAAUUGGAAAAGGCGUUGGAGGACAUUGAUCCGAGGUUGAAAUACGAAACAGGUUCCUUGAAGGAUGGACUCGAUAAUUGCGCGGACGAGAUGCGAAAGCUGAGAACCGAGAGCGAUCAGCUUAAAUUAGAGAAUCGAGCUUUCGAGUCUGAUAUUCGCGAACUUGACGAUCGCUUAAAGAAGGAAAUCGCCAAUCUGAAAGCGAAAAACGCAGGAUUGGAACAGAAACUAGAGGCAUUGGAUAAAUGGAAGUCGAAAAACGCGGAUUUACUUGGUGAAAAUCGAUCGUUUGAAACGCGAAUUGGCAAAAGCCUUAGAGGAUAUCGAUCGAUCGAAAUCCGAGGUAGGUUCUUUGAAAAACGGACUGGAUAAAUGUGUUGGCGAGGUGGAAGUGUGAAACUCAGGCAAUGGGCGGCGAAGGGGGUCCGAGACAAGAGAUUGCCGAUCCGAAGAAAUUAAUCGACGAAUUAGAAGAAAAAAUUGCUAAACUGGAAGCAGACAUAGAUCAUUGGAAAAUGAAGAACUGCAAACUUCAGUUGGAGAUUGAUAAAUCAAAAGCUGAUUUUGAUAAAGCAUUGAAAUAUUUGCUCGAAUGCCAGGUAAAUUUUAGGUAUUUUAACAUUAAUCUUAAGAAGCGUAAUUCUUCGUUAAAGAUAUUAAAAAUAUCUUUUAUACGAGAAAUGUCUUCUUCGUUUAUUAAUUGUGAAUUGAAAUUAAUUAAUUAAUUGAAUUGAAAUUAAUUGAAAAAAGAAGCGGAACUUGAGAGGAGAAAGCGAUGCACAGAAAGCAGAGAUCGAUAGAUGGAGAUGAAACUCGAACGCAGAGGAGGCAAUUGCGGAAAAAUUGAGAGCAGAUCUUCGAAAUGGCCAAACUGAGAACGAUGGACUGCAGAAGCAAUUAAACGAAAUGGAAAAUGAGUUGGACGAAUUAACAAAAGUAAACGAUCGUAUAAAGAAUGAGAUCGAUAAACUGAAGCAAAGAUAGUAUCUCUGGAAAAUGAACUUUCUGAUUUGUUAGACGAGAAAAAAGAGUUGGUCAACGAAUUCUAUCGUUUAUGCGAACAGCUAAAAAAUCGUAGGAACGAGCUGGAGGAGCAGAUGGCCGCGAAAGAUACGGCCAAGGAGGAAUUGGCCGACGCGAAGGAACAGCUGGCCGCCCUAAAAGCGGCGUUGGACAAGGUUUGCAGCGAAAACGAUAAGCCGAGAAACGAGAACAAGGAGCUGAAUGUAGAAUUAGCCAAGUUGAACGAGCAAUUGGAAACUCUGAAGGACGAGAAUGCGAACCUGGAGAAUGAAAACGCGAAUCUGAAGAACGAAAACGCGAAUCCGAAGAACGACAAUGCGAAAUUGGCGGCGGAGUUGACUGGAACGAAAAACAAAUUGGCAGAAGCGGAGAAACAGGCGAACGAUCUGGAGAAAGAGAACGGCGACUUGAAGAACAAAAUAGCCGAUCUCGAGAACACGGUGAACGAGCCGGAACCCUUGAAGAAACAAUUAGAAGAUGCUAAGAAGGAGCUGAAUAGGCUGAGGCCUGAGCUAAAUAGUUCGAAAUCGGCGAAUACACAACUGCAAAAAUAUUUAAAUAACGCCAUAGAGGAAUGGAAUAGAUUGAGGAAUGAUUUGAACAAAUUAAAAAACGACUACGACAAAUCGAAGUCUGAAUUAGAUGACCUGAAGAAGGAGAUUGUUAAGCGGAGAACGAAAGAUUGCGUAAUGGAUUGAUAGAUUUGAACCCGGAAAAUUCAAAACCACGGGACGAUUUAAACGAGGCGAUAAACGAAGCGAAUAAAUUAAAAGCCGAUUUGGAUAAAUUGAAAAGCGAUUAUAGCGAGUUGCGGUCGGAAUUAGGUAAACUAAGGGACGAGAAAAAUAGACGCAAAGAACGCGAUGCUGCGUUAGCCACGGAUCUGGACAAAUUGAAGAAAAGGAAUGGCGAGUUAAAAGAUGGGAAUGAGAAACUGGAAAGCCAGUUAUUCGAUUGCCAAGAGGAGAAGGAAGGGCUACGCAAGGAAUUGGGAAAGCUGAGAGAAAAUGCCAAAUUGAAAGAAGUGAGAGAGCUGGAGCCCAAGGAAACGGAAAUAGACAAAGAUAUUUUGGAUGAUGGCUAUGAUUUCAUAAAGGCGAAUGAAUUACCAGAGAAGAAAUUUGAAAAACGAUAUGAAAAUAAAAAUUAUAUAGACUUUUCUGCAAAUAAAGAACGCGAAAGAUCCGAAGACUGAUUUUUGAAAAAGCGCUUUAUUCAUACAUGGAAAUGUUUGACACAUAGGAAGGUACAAAUAUUUUUUGACAUGUUAUACGAAUAUUGAUGCGUUACUGAAUCAUGUAAUAUCGUUAUAUUGUAUUAUCGACGUUGGUUACCGCAUGCAAAUCGCAAUGAUAUAGAUUAAUGAUAUUACUUAAUAAGU